This is a messenger RNA of Schizophyllum commune H4-8, 489 nucleotides long. RefSeq lists its product as uncharacterized. NCBI's taxonomy places the organism in Eukaryota, Fungi, Basidiomycota, Agaricomycetes, Agaricales, Schizophyllaceae. The transcript has 3 exons. The record is from RefSeq and is a predicted model, not a curated record. The coding region runs from base 1 to 489 and encodes 162 amino acids.
AUGUCUCCUACCGCAUACUCGUCUCCCCUUGAGGGUAUCGAUACUUCCACUCCUCUUCCUACUACGAAGAACGCGGAUGGCAAGUCAUUGACGAACCUACCGCCGACUGAGCGGUCUCGGGCGUACGAGGAGUUCGUCGAGCCGAUAACGAAGGCAGGCUUUGACUUCCAAAUAUACUACAUGGAGAACAUCCCCGCACAGAAGCAGUUUGCGCGCGAACUGCACGAGCGCAUACGGCGCGAGUUCCCUGAGUUAUCCUGCUCCUUCUCAACUGUCCAACCCCUCCCAGGUCCCCACCCCGUCGCCAUGUUCGAAGUCGACACCUUCACCCCGCACACCACCGGCGUCCUAUUUUCCUGGCUCGCCGUCCACCGCGGGCCGCUCAGCGUGCUCAUCCACCCCAACACGGGGGACGACUACCGGGACCAUACGGAGUUGCCGAUAUGGAUGGGGAAGCCGUGGCCGUUGGCGGUAGAGUUGUUGAGGUGA